UUGUUUUCUCGACUUUGGCUCCUACUUUCUGUUAGCAAGCAUAUUAUCGCUGAAAUAGAAAAUCUGGUGAAUUCUGGGUGUCACACCCAAAGGGUGCGACGAUGCAGGAUCCCGCGGGUCAGUGCUGGGCCGCUGUGAUUCGUGGGGGUCGAAAUAAGAACUGUUUUGUUUCCCUGCCUCCGGCAAGCUGGACCUCGCAAAACACAUUCGAAGAUGGCAAGUUGCAGGUGUUCCAGCUUCAGUCCCAGAGUGGCAGGAUAGCCUAUGUCAGCUGGUCAGGGGGACUGACCACAGGGACCCCAGGCUCUCAGGACACCAUUGAACUCAAUGGACUGUACGCAGACAAAUUGGGCUUUAAGGUUGGAGAAGAGGUCCUUGUGAAAGCUGUUCCCAGUGUGGCAUCAUGCACCAGGAUAUUUGUUGAACCUCUCUCCGUGGAUGACUGGGAGAUACUGGAACUCCACUCCAGUUUCCUAGAGAGUCAUCUCCUCAAUCAGCUCCGGGUGGUGUGGCCCCAGCAAGUGAUGCCACUCUGGGUGGAGGGGGCCGUCUGUAUUUUUGUCACAGUGGCGUCCAUGGAACCCAAUGUCCCAUGUGCUUUACUGGAACAACACACAGAGGUCGUCAUAGCACCCAAGGUCAGGGAAUCUGGGUCAAGGUCAAGCACAUUCAAGCCCAAAGCAAAGGAAGACGACAAACUGAACAAAGGAGAAAAUCAAAAAGCUAGUGCAAAUGAAGAGCACUCAAAAGUGACAAAAAUGAUGAAUGGGGAUAUUGUGGAUGAUGUGAAGACCCAUAGCGAGGAGCAUAAGAGGAGUGAUGAACUUUCUGAAAGCAAGUCAGCUCAGGCUUCAAACAUAAGGGGGAUUUAUGACUUCUUCAAAUUCAUAAUCAAGGGGCCUCAGGCUCCUUUCGGUUUAGAAAUGUCAUCUGACCUUCACCAUGGAACAAGGUCGGAAAUUCUGGACAUGGACGUCAACAUGGUGCUGAGAGUCCAACCAAUGAAAUGUUUGGACACUUUGGAACUCAUGUCAGAAAAUGGAAGCCAUGAUUUGAGUGGUCAGUCUUCAGAAACCACUUUUCUUUUACAGCCUACAACUGUUUACAUCUCUGCAAAUACUCUGCUACAACAUGGCUACGUGGACAUUGACGCCAUGUGUCCAUCAUUUUUAGCUAAGUUAACCAAACUUCCAUCCCCCAAAGAAAAACGGGAGAUUGCAAAAAGGGCAGCCGCAAAAACUAAAACUGACAAGAACUUGAAAGACAAGUCCAAAGGUAAACCUGGUCACCAUGACAACAGCGUCAAAGUUGAAGAGGGUCAGAGUAUCGUAGUGCGUGUUGUGGUGGUGAAUGCUCAGUAUGGUGUGCCAUCCAGAGCAAAGACUCCUGCAGAAAAUGAAAUUGCCAUGAAAGGAAAUAUACACACAAAGGAAAAAGUUACAUUUGGUGAAGAAGCUGAUAACAUUUUUGAAGGUGACGAAAAACUCGGCUCUGGGGGUGAAUUCCACAGUGGUGGAAGAGUUCAUUCUGGAACAGGGAUACCUGGAGGUGGAAGAGUUCAUUCUGGUGCUGGUGUUGAAGUAAGCAGGACCAAGGUGCUGGAGACGGUAUCGGAUGGUCACAUUCUUCUUCCAGAGUUCCUAAGAAGACAAGGGGGCCUGGGGGGCUUGGCCAGGGUCCACCUGGAGGGAAUUCAUUCUCACAGCUCUACAUUCACUCAGCUGUCUCUGCACCCUCUUACACCAGUGACAAAGAAAUACACCAAGGAAAUGUACAGAACUGCACUGAGAGUUUGGCUGAGACAGGCAGCAACUGAGAACUUCCCAUUUAUUAUCACACAGGGCACUUUGUUCAGUCUUCCACUAGGGGGAGAACACUCACAGGAGUUUCUCCUAACACUCCAGGGAGUAGAAGAAAGCCCAGACUCAACAGAAACGUAUGCUCAACUGGAGGAGUCUUCCCUUGAUGCUGUGAGAGUCAGAGUCACAGAACAAGUACGAGAUUCAAAGAAACCCAGAGAGGUGGCUGCUCUACCAGCAUCAAGUGUGGCAGAGGUGGACUGUCCUGUACCGGCUGUUGAAGUGGAAGAUCUUGGCGGUAUCAAGUCACUCUCCCAGCAAGCAAUAGAAUUUCUAGAAUGCUCCAUAGCACAGCGGCCAUUGCCAAAACAGCUACUAGAUGGCAGCAGCAGUAUUGCAAAUGGCUGCCUCUUGGUGUGUGGAAACAAGGGGUGUGGAAAGAGCAGCUUCACCAGAGGUCUCUGUGCCAAGCUGAGCCAGCCACCGAACCUGGCAUAUGUGGAAAUAGUGGAUUGUAAAAGUCUUAAAGGGAAAAGAAUAGAAGUCAUCCAGACCAUUCUUCGCCAGGUCUUCAAUGAAGCUGCAUGGCGACAGCCUGCUGUGAUCUUAUUGGAUGAUUUGGAUCAUGUGACCAGUUCUCCCAGAAGCCCUGAAAUGGAACUGACAGGAGAGGCAAUGUACAAUGCCGAGGUGGCUGAAGCUAUGAAAGACAUCCUAAUGUCAGAGGUGGCAGAGAGGUCAAAGGUCGUUGUCAUAGCAACCAGUGCAUCGCGUCUAUCUCUGAAUCAGAUUUUAGUCCCUUCUAGAGGAGCUCACAUCUUUCAGGAAGUCUUACAAAUAAAACCACCACAACAGGCACAAAGAAAAGAGAUCCUGACGUCCAUUCUCUACAGUAAGGCGGUGGUGGACCCCAGAACUGUGGCAGAGGUCAAUCUGGUGACCAUAGCCUCAAAGAUGGAGGGGUUUCAGGCUAGAGACUUGGUGAAAGUGGUGGAGAAAGCUAUACAUGCUCAUCUGCUGACACACACAGUCUCAGCCAGCAGUGAACUGGUGCUGACAGAUGAGGAUUUUGAAGCAGCUCUUGAUGGGUUUACGCCAGCGUCUCUGAGGGACGUGCCCCUACACACCCCCGGGGAGUUAGGCUGGGGAGACGUGGGGGGUCUGCAAGAGGUCCGAAACACUUUGCUGGAGACCUUACAGUGGCCCUCAAAGUACCCGGUAUUGUUCAGUCACUGCCCUCUACGGCUAAGAUCAGGCCUUUUGUUGUACGGAGCCCCAGGGACAGGCAAGACACUACUGGCAGGGGUAGUAGCCAAGGAAUGUGGCCUGAACUUUAUUAGUAUUAAGGGUCCAGAGCUUCUAAGUAAAUACAUAGGUGCCAGUGAGCAAGCAGUGAGAGAUACGUUUACCAGAGCUCAAAGUGCCAAACCUUGUAUCUUAUUCUUUGAUGAGUUUGAUGCCUUGGCUCCACGGCGCGGUCAUGACAGCACUGGCGUCACUGACCGAGUGGUCAACCAACUACUGACCCAGCUUGAUGGAGUGGAAGGAUUGGAUGGCGUGUAUGUGCUGGCUGCCACUAGUCGUCCUGACCUAAUAGACCCUGCCCUCCUCAGACCUGGACGCUUGGACAAAAGUCUUCACUGUGGACUGCCCACACAGGCAGAGAGACUGGACAUCCUCCGUGUCCUUACCAAGCAGGUCAACAUGGCGGAGGACGUUGACCUUGAGGUCAUCGCCCAGAAAUGUCACCACUUCACUGGAGCCGAUUUCAAAGCCUUGUUGUACAAUGCUCAGUUGGAGGCUAUCCACGACAGGGUGAAAAUACCAGCCACAGAGAGACCAGACACCCUCAAAGAUAUGGUAACUUCUGCCUUAGAUAAUGGAAACGACCUGAAUACUGAAUUUAGAUCACCUUAUGACCUUGACCCUAAUUCACAGAAUGGCCUUGACCUCAUGCCACAUGAGGACAGCAAUUCUGUUGCAAGUUAUUCUUCAGUGUCAGACACUUCUACAACAGAUAGAAAACAGACUGCAGUGAUCAUUGAGAAAGAGCAACCAAAUAAAAUCAAGACAAAGAAAGGAAGAGGGGCUAAAACAAAAAUGGAUGGCAUAGAUUUGGAGAGAGGCAGGACUGAGGUUGAGUAUGAUGAAGAUGUGACGUAUAUUCCAAGUAUAGAGCAAGGCCCUGUGAAACUGAGAGAAGAAACAAAGGACAGGUUGACUUCUGAGGUCAGCAGAAUUAAGUCAAAGAUUACUCAGAAAAACUUAGAUGGUCAUCAAGAUUUGACCAGCAAACUGACCACUGCCGUCAUGAUUAGCCAAUCACAUCUCUUCAAAUCUGCUGCUGCGAUGAAGCCAUCUGUGUCUGCUGCUGAGAGAGAAAAAUACAGAAAAAUCUAUGAGCAGUUUGUGUUGUCCAAAGGAGGCGGAUUCAGCAACAAGGAAGAAAUGGCACAGAAGAAAAGACUGACACUGGCUUAAUUCAAAAUUUACCAAGAAAAUGAGUAUUUCUGUCUCAUUCUCUCUCUCUCUCUCUCUCUCUCUGAGGUAAAUUCUGAAUUGAACAGAUGAUGUCUAGAAAACCAUGACAAGUGUCAAGAUUAUGAUAUGUCAGAGAGAAAAGCUGUACCCACCACCAUAUGUUUACUGUAGUCUUUCAGAAUAGGACGGAGUAAGACAACAAAUUAGUGAUGGAAUGCUUUCUUUCAAUUAAAGUAGAUGCUUUUUGUAUUUCAUUUGAUUCCAUUAGGUAGAAUGUAUAACGUAUAUUAAUUUGCUAUUUUUAGUUCUUCUGAUUUAUGUGAAAUACUAGGACAAAUAUUGUAUGAUUAUUAUUAUUUUUUUACAAUUUUAUUUUGAAUGAAUGAAGGCACAGACGUAUCUGCACCUGCCUUGUUGGAAUUUUAAGAACCUUUUGAUUAAGUUAUUCCAUUUUUUAAUAAGAACACUAAAUAUUUUUAUGUUAAUAUACUCUAUCUCGGCAACACAUGCUGAGAAUAAGACAUUGUUACCAAACAUAUGAUUGUUAUCAAUAUUUAUAUGGAAUAAAUGGGUAACUAAGAAACUUUCUAACUUUUUUGU
Molecule: messenger RNA, 4880 nt
Organism: Lingula anatina
Lineage: Eukaryota; Metazoa; Brachiopoda; Lingulata; Lingulida; Lingulidae
Product: peroxisomal ATPase PEX1
Biological process (GO): protein import into peroxisome matrix
Cellular component (GO): peroxisomal membrane; cytosol; peroxisome
Molecular function (GO): ATP binding; ATP hydrolysis activity
Source: RefSeq, a predicted model, not a curated record